Molecule: messenger RNA, 1889 nt
Organism: Cornus florida
Lineage: Eukaryota; Viridiplantae; Streptophyta; Magnoliopsida; Cornales; Cornaceae
Product: protein ECERIFERUM 16
Exons: 6
Coding region: 401-1759 (452 amino acids)
Source: RefSeq, a predicted model, not a curated record
CAGACCCAGGAAAUAACCGCUACAAGAAUAUAUUUUCAUCUCUCUGAGUCAGGACUCCACGGGGGAGAGAGAUUUUUGGAUUUUUCGAUUCCCGAAUUCUCUGGUGCGAGUCGCAAAACAUUUCUCAUAAGCAAAUCAGAGAUCAGAUUCCACAUGAAAUUCAAUCUGUAGAAGAUGCACAGUGCACCUUGUAUUCAGUCUCCCCCAUCAUGAUUUGUCAUGCUAAGUUAAUGAAGUUAUGGUGACCAAAUACAUGUGCUAGUUUUGGGAUUCAUUGCAUGUUACAUACUUCACCUGAGCCAUUUAAUGAUCCUUUAUGUUGCAAACAAAGUGAGCUAGAACCAAAUUGUCAUCGUGCUGGGAAGUUUUGGUUUCUAUAUAUAUAUACAUCAUAGUGAAAAUGGAUGCGAAAGCUUUAGCGAAAUCGAAGAGAGCUCAUUCUCAACACCUCAGUAAGAAGCAUAAUCCAACUCAUACACCCAAAGUGACAUCUGGUGGGGCUGUUGGAACCGGAAGUGCAAAUAAGCCAUUGGGAAAGCAAGUUAGAGGCAAAUCCUCCCGACAGUCUCAGGGUUCUAGUGCACUACCCUCAAAUUGGGAUCGUUAUGAGGAAGAGUAUGAGUUGGGUUCAGAAGGUCAAUCCAGUGAUAGCAUGAGUCAAGCAACUGACAUUAUUGUGCCAAAGAGUAAAGGGGCAGACUUUGCUUACCUGAUUUCUGAAGCUAAGUCUCAAUCUCAAACAAAUAUCACUUUAGAGAGCUUUCCAUCACUCGAUGAUGUUCUAACUGACUUCAACCAGGGAGUAGAGUCUCUGCUUUCUGUCAAGGGACAAAGCCUUCUGUCAUGGAUGGGAGAUGAUAAUUUUAUUGUAGAAGAUAGAGCAACUGCAACUCAUGAGGCGUCAUUUCUCUCCCUGAAUCUGCACUCUCUCGCCGAACAACUUGCAAAAGUAGAUCUAUCACAAAGGCUUUUCAUUGAAGCAGAUUUAUUACCUCCAGAGCUGUGUUCUGAGUUACAAGAAAGCAACACUCAGGAAUCUGACCAGGAUCAAGCAACAUAUGGAAGUGAAGCGGUUAAGAAAGAUUAUGGGGAACCAACCUCUCAUGGUCUUUCACAAGGGGAUAAGAAUGUGCAUCAAUAUGAGGUUUCGUCAUCUCAGACCACCAUUACAAUUACCAGCACCAGCAGAAUCCAUCCAGUUCCAAUCUCUGCUAAUAAAGGGUCAAAGUUCACGAAUCAAGUCAAGGAUGAUCUCCAGCAAUUUGAUGGAACUGGUAAAAGCACCAAACAGGAGUCUGUUACAAAAGUCAACGUGAAUUCUGAUGCAAACCCAAAGAAUCAACAAUCUCGGUUUGAGGCAGCAGAUGCAGAAGCAGAACUGGACAUGCUUCUUGACUCAUUUAAUGAAACAAAGUUAUUUGAUUCCUCUGGCUUCCCAGGGAAGUCUGGUUACACAUCUGAUGUGCCACUAGAAGGAACUUCCACUUCAUUGUUAGUCGGAAGUUCAUCUGUUCAUUUGGCUUCUGUUGAACCUUUGAAGCAAGGCUCAGAUUUAUCAAAAUCUGCAUUAGUGACCAACGACCUUGACGGUGCCAUUGAUGACCUAGUCAAUAUAACAUCAAAUCUGAAGAACCAAAAUGGUGCACCACGUUCCCAUGAGGUAAUGGCUGCCUCUAUUGAUAUAAAAUCUUCUGCUGCUGCUGCUGUUUCCAAAUCCAAUGUAUUAGAUGAUUUUGAUUCAUGGUUAGAUACAAUUUAAUUGUCAGUAAGCUAAAGAAUUUUGGCCAAGAAACUAAAUGUGUUGUGCUUCAACUUGUAUAAGUAGGUGAAAGAAUAGUGUUGCGAAGGAAAUAUUACUUUUAAUGUGGCUUCCUGUGAUUUUUAUUAAA